Messenger RNA from Lytechinus variegatus (green sea urchin), 4827 nucleotides. It is a transcript of the gene snx27, whose product is annotated as sorting nexin-27-like. Gene Ontology annotation, molecular function: phosphatidylinositol-3-phosphate binding; protein binding. Gene Ontology annotation, biological process: signal transduction; intracellular protein transport; regulation of DNA-templated transcription. Gene Ontology annotation, cellular component: early endosome. The record is from RefSeq and is a predicted model, not a curated record. Lineage: Eukaryota; Metazoa; Echinodermata; Echinoidea; Temnopleuroida; Toxopneustidae.
AUGGCUGAUGACGAGCCAUCUGACAGCUCCAAGCGUUCAGAUAUUUACAACACACCUCGUGUUGUCACCAUCUGCAAGAGUGAGACGGGAUUUGGCUUCAAUGUACGGGGGCAAGUCAGCGAAGGUGGCCAGCUCAAAUCCAUCAAUGGCGAACUCUAUGCGCCUCUUCAACAUGUCAGCGCAGUGUUAGAAGGCGGGGCGGCCGAACGAGCAGGUAUCAUGAAGGGCGACCGGAUCUUGGAAGUAAAUGGCGUUGAUGUUGAAGGUGCUACUCACAAGUUUGUUGUGGACCUCAUCAAGCAGGGGGGCAAUGAACUUACGUUAACGGUCAUCUCUGUACCGAACUUCCGAGAGGAGAAGAAAGACUUGAGCGAUGAGUCGUCGGGGUACUCUUACUGCGACUACAGUGACAAACGACCUGUGCCUAUAACCAUACCAGACUACCAACACAUUACCAGUGAUGGAGAAAAAUAUGUGGUUUAUAAUAUCUACAUGGCAGGGAGAUUGCUGUGUUCCCACCGAUACAGCGAGUUCGCCAACGUCCAUGCCAAGCUGAAGAGGGAGUUCAUCGACUACCAGUUUCCCAAGUUUCCAGGCAAGUGGCCCUUCACGCUGUCCGACCAGCAACUAGACACAAGGAGAAGAAGUCUGGAGCAUUAUAUAGAGAAAGUGAGUGCCGUCAGGGUCAUUGGUGAGAGUGACAUCAUGCGUGACUUCCUCAGCACAGAGAUUGAUGACACUGAACCUGAGAGGUCGAGUCCAGAGCCUCCUAAAGUCCAGGUUGAGAUGAGGAUAAACCUUCCAGACAGGACGUCAGUCACGGUCACAGUUAGGAGGAACAACACUGCAGAUGAUGUAUAUAAUAGUCUAGUUCACAAGAUUGCCUUGGAUAAAGGGAUGAUCAAUUAUUUCUACCUGUUUGAAACCACUGAAAGUGGCUUUGAUCGGAAACUAUUAAGAACAGAGUUCCCUCACAACUUGUACAUUCAAAAUUACUCCUCGGCCACGCCCAAUGAAAGCUGCAUAGCGAUGAGGAAAUGGGUCUUUGCACCAACGCAAGAACUUCUAAUGAACCACGAUGAGAAAACCAUGUCAUUCCUAUUCUGGCAGGCGAUAAGCGACAUUUCACAGAAUCGGAUAAAAUGUCCGUCGGUAACGCUGUAUGAACUGAAGGUUCAUCAGGAUAAAGAAAACAAAUUACAGUACUUAAAAAUUGCCAGAAGUCUUGAAGGUUACGGUAUGAUAGUUCCCCAUUGUUCAUGUGAUGCCAAGAAGUCUGGUCAUGUGAUUCCUUCUGUUAGUUACAGGAAGUUUACGCUACAAGCUUGCAAGGAAGAUGGAACUCUGGAGGCCCAAGCGCCUUCAUUUGAAUGGAGUGAAAUAAGUCAAUAUGAGACGGACGAGGAAGGAAUGGCGUUCUGUUUUGAGUACACCAAGCCAGGCAAGAAACCAAGAUGGGUCAGAGUAUUUACUAAAUAUUUCGAAUUUCUAAAUGAGUGCUUCGCCAGGGUGCUAAAAGAGAGGGAGUGGUGCAGAGAAAACGAUCGUCAUGGCAAUGGACAACAACCAAACAAUCACAGAGAAGAGGAGGAAGAAGAUGAAGAGGAGGAGGAUGAUGAGGAGGAAGAAGAAGAUGAUGAUGAUGAAGAUGAGGAAGAGGAGGAAUUACAUAGAAGACCGGAACACAGAGACAUCAUAAAUGAAGAUGAUGAGGGCUUGUGACCUUUGACCUUCCAUUUUACCAAAGCAUUAUUUGCAAACCAACAGAGGACAGAUAAAACUAUAUAUGUAUACAAUAUAAAUAUAUAAAAAAGAAAGCUUUAUACAGGCAAGCAAAUCUUACAUAUCAUCAAACCAUUGAUAUGCUCUUUUUAUAACCAGUUAUUUUUAUACUCUGGACAUUUACUGAUGUUGUACACAGAAUAUGAUCUAUUAUUUUUACCAUGCUCAAUUGAGGGCUAGACAUAAUGGUAAUAAUGCAGAAAAUCCCAUGGUUUAGUUAGAUUAUAUUUUCCUCAGUAAUCAAAGAGAUAUGUAAUUAUGGAUUUUUUUUUAUUUUGGUAGAAUAUGAAAUAUAUUUCAAUCCAGCUUUAUUUCUUUUCUAUCAGCUGUUUUAAAAUGUUGAUAUUUUAAUUGAGUGUCACAAUAUUUUGAAUAUGAGACUGUGCUCCUUAUGAAUUCCAUACUCUUAUCAUUUUUUUUUUCAAUCUUAACUUUUCUCUGAUUCUUAGAAUUUUGUUUUGAUAGAAAUUACCACAUUGAUGUUGAAUCCUCUCAUGAUUGCACCCUUCUAGCCAGUGUCCAUCUGGCAUACUGCGUGGUUUUCAAGGUAAAAUGAUUGGAGUAAACUUCCACUUCCAACAGUGUUUGGAGCUCUAGAACAGUAAUUUGAACUUAACUUAGGAGAAUGCUUAUAUUUGUAUUCAACUCUACUUCCUUACCUGAUCUGAGAUUUAGGUCUUCAAAUUAGGAUCAGAUUUAAGAAAACAAACCAUCGCUUCUGUCGCCAAAUGAUAUCUAACUGCCUAUGGGAUAUGGAGUUAGUGCAAUCAAUCGUCGAAAAAUGUGUCUACAAUCAUUGGUAUUAAAAAGCUCUGGGUUACGGUCCCUGGGGUUCUUAACCCAAAGCUAGGAAUUUGAUUGCACAUUUUAAAAUCAUUGGUUCCACACAAUGAUCAAUACGAUCAAUCAUACAUGGCUUACCCUAGGGCCUGUAACCCAAAUCUUCACAAUCAUCAUAGACACAUCUUUCUAUGAUUAAUUGCUUUGACUACAUUGUAAAAUCUAAAUUGUAAAAAUCAAGCAUUCAAUUAAUUGCUAACUUUUGUGUUACUGGACCCUGAUUAUACAGUAUUUUGUACUUCAUGUACUUUUGACUUAAAUCUCAUAAAUUGGAAGAGAUUUCUGUAGUCCCAAGGGUUCCAAUUUGGGGCAGAGUAUUAAGUCUUGAAAGCUGAAAGUUAACACCAAUAUUGAAUCCGUUUUCGCAAUUGUGUGAUGAUAAACAUUUUGUGAUAGGAAACAUUACAGACCACACUCUAACAAAUUUAUGUAAAAAUUGUUGCCUAAUAUUGGGUUUAAAGGAAACAUGCAAAUUUGUUUGGGUAACAAAAAAUAUGUGUCAUUGGGUGAUUUUUACACAACAUUGCAUAAAAUUUACACAGAAUUUUACCUGACAACCAUUAAUGUUCCUCUUUAAUCUAAUAUUGUGUAAACCUUAUAUUUUUGAGUGAAGAAGAGUUUAAGUUAACUUAUUAUUGUGGCUUGUCAUUAGAUGUGUAACCCUGCUCCACCUAAUAUCAUUGGGGUAUCAUCAGAAAAAGAUCCAGUAAAGUAUUAAGGCUCUGGCACAUCGUUCUGUGCAAGCCUUGCGUGUGAUUGUUCGCAACUCACCCGCAACAAAGUUUUGAUUAUGUUCAAAACUAUUUAUGCUUCUGUAGGCAACUUGCAUGUGGGAUACUGUUAAUGUGGGCGACUUGCGUGUAGGAAAAAUAUUUGCCCGCAAGUCACACGCGAGGCUUGGACGUGGCGAUUUGACAGGGCCUUUAAUCAAAUAGCCCCUGACCCGCCCUUCCUGUGACACACUGAACCGCCCUUAACUGCCCGUACGUUUUAUCUGCGCUAUAGUAUCUCUUGUACAUGAUUUACCUUGCUAAUAUUGCGUGUGCAUACUGUAGAGGUUGGCUGCUAUAUAGAUCUGCAUAGAAAAGUUUAUGCUCCUAUUGAGCACGGUAUAAUAGAGAAAACCAGCUGACACGCAUCAGUGUGUAGCAAGUUCCAGACUGUUGUGCAGUCGAAUUCAGCAAACAUGGCUGCGUCCACGUCUCGGAAAACCACUUACUCUGUCAAAGAGUUUUGAUGAAGAGUUCAUCAAGACGUUGGAUAUCACACAGAGUGACAUCGAAAUCGAUAUGGACUAUUCAGAUUUGAGUUGGAAUUAAUUUUUGACAUAUUUUAUUCCUGAAUUGGCGAAAAUUUAAAUUUUAUUUUCAUUCUGUCAGUAAUACCAUGGAAAGCCAGCAAAGUCAACAUAUGAAAUGCAUGUUUGUUCAAACAAGUUUCUAAAUAUGAAUGUACAUCCACAAAGUCAUUGCUUUCUUAAAAAUUUUGGUGUGUUUUCCUCUGUUUUCAAAUGACAUUUUGCAAAUUUCCUGUAGAAAAAAGUUAUGACACUGAUGGAUUUCCAUAGAGUUACGAUUGAUUGGAUCAAUCGUAACUCUUUGUAAGACGGGGCCCUGUUAUUGUUUUUCUUCAAGUCUUACAGCUUGUACACAGAGAUUUAUAGCAUUCAGAAUAUAUAUUUUCAUGAUACAAGAGGUUAAUGAUUUGUUUCAUAUACUUGAAAACAGCUGAAUUCAUUACCAGUAUCUACUCUAAAUAUUUCAAUUUUUCAGUUGUGGAUAAGAAAAAUUGAUUUCAUUAUAGUAGAAAUCUGUAAAAUACUGUCACUUUGCUAAACAAAGCAGAGUCUUUCUAUUCAUUUCAAGGAAAAUUAACAUAUAUUUUUGCCAGCUUAAAUCUACAUAUUACUUUUGGUUUAUGUUUGUAUUUUUAAUUUGCUGUGAAUAUAAUUUGAUACAACUCAUUUUAUCCAUAUCAUUUUAUAGUACAUAUAUUUUCAAAGCUAUACAUAUGAAGUUAUAUUUCUUUUUGUAAAGCUAUAUUGAGUGUAAUCCCUGUACUGCAUUUUGUGCUAAUUUUUUCACCCUAAAGUUUUAAUUUAUGUAAUUAUUCUUAAGUCUGGACGUAUAUCUUCCCUUUCCCCCAUUUAUGAUUUGCUUCCUAUUUUUUUUAACAAUUCCCUAGUGAUUUUCAGCAAAAUUUAUA